Molecule: messenger RNA, 6058 nt
Organism: Oncorhynchus kisutch (coho salmon)
Lineage: Eukaryota; Metazoa; Chordata; Actinopteri; Salmoniformes; Salmonidae
Product: bifunctional heparan sulfate N-deacetylase/N-sulfotransferase 1
Exons: 15
Coding region: 788-3463 (891 amino acids)
Cellular component (GO): Golgi apparatus
Molecular function (GO): hydrolase activity; deacetylase activity; heparan sulfate N-sulfotransferase activity
Source: RefSeq, a predicted model, not a curated record
AGAGACAUUCUCAAAUUUCUCUCCCAUCAGACAAGUCUGUAAGAAGUAGAACGGCAGACCGGAGCCGCUGGUAAAGCACGACGUAAGCACCGGGUGAGCUUGGGUUGAAUCCAAACAUUCAUUCUACCAGAUCGUCUCUAGGCUUUCACUCGGACCUCGAAGGUGAAUCCAGAGGGGAGAGAGAAGACCAGUUUGCGUGUUAGUCUGCUACCUGUUGGGAGCCGUUGGAGGACAUUUGGCAGACAUCUUGUUUUGAGAAGGUCAUAACCACAAACCAUCCAGGAGAAUGUUACUAUUGGGAUGACCUUUGUGACCUCACCAUUGCCCGCCCCCAUAAAGAUCAACCACCAAUUAGGAACCCUGAGGGAUGUGGUUGGCUGGUUCCAGUGAUGGACAGGUGACCAGCCAGACCUCUAGCUGCACCCUCCUGCUCUGAUUCCCCCUCCCCUCCCUCCCCUCCCUGGCGUGCAGUGCCAGCUCCCCCCACCAGGACGGAGACCCCCCCACAUCUCUGCCAUGGUGACAUAAUCAGCAACACAGCAUGUGGGAGAACCAAUAUGGUGAAACCGUCUCAUUUCUAUCCCCAGUAGCUGCUCAAGCUGCUGCUGCUGCUGUUACUUCUAUAGCCUGUGGAUUACUAACCAGAAGACUGGAAAAAACAACACUGACUUGGGACUGAUUUAUUUCUGCUAAGCCUACCCUAGGCUAGCCUACACUAUCCUGUCCUACCCUACCAACAAGCCCGUUUCGGUCAGUAGUUCAGCCGGGUCAGGCGUUGUGCGUGACGAUGCUGGGAUGUGUGUCCCGCCUGCGUCGGCUGGUCCGUCUUGUCCGCCACCUCCCCCUCCAGACCUCCCUGCUCCUCCUCUUCCUCUUCUGCACCGUCAGCGUCUUCGUCUCCGCGUACUUCCUGUACGGCGCGAAACAGGAGCUCGAGCACUCAGGAGGGGGCAUGGCUGGUGGCGAGGUGGCGUCGGCCGUCUACGAUGACCUCCGGAUGAGCCCGUCGCGCCUGCUCCCAUUGCGGGCGGUGUCUGGGGGGCCCGGGGGCGAAGGAGGGGUGAGGACAGACCCUGUGGUGCUGGUGUUUGUAGAGAGCCAGUACUCUCAGCUGGGCCAGGAUAUCGUGGCCAUCCUGGAGUCGGGACGUUUCCGGUACCGGACGGAGAUCUCUCCCGGUAAAGGGGACAUGCCCACGUUAACUGAUAAGGAGCACGGACGCUUCACGCUGGUCAUCUAUGAGAACAUCCUGAAGUACGUUAACCUGGACGCCUGGAACAGAGAGCUGCUGGACAAGUACUGUGUGGAAUACGGAGUGGGCAUCAUCGGCUUCUUUAAGGCCAAUGAGAAUAGCCUGCUGAGUGCCCAGCUCAAAGGCUUCCCCCUCUUCCUCCACUCCAACCUGGGCCUGAAAGACUGCACGGUCAACUCCAAGUCCCCCCUCCUAUUCAUCACCCGCUCCGGCCAACCCCUCCCAGGCCCCCUCCCUGGUGACGACUGGACCGUCUUUCAGUCCAACCACUCCACCUACGAGCCCGUCCUCCUGGCCAAGACCCAGUCCGCAGAGAGUGUCCCCUCACUGGGUACGACGGUCGCACUGCUUCCCUCCGUGGUGCAGGACCUGGGGCUCCAUGAUGGGAUCCAGAGGGUUCUGUUUGGGAACAACCUCAACUUCUGGCUGCACAAGCUGGUGUUUGUGGACGCGGUGGGCUUCCUGACGGGAAAGAGGCUCUCUCUCUCCCUGGAGCGACACCUACUGGUCGAUAUAGAUGACAUCUUUGUUGGGAAGGAGGGCACGAGGAUGAAGGUGGAUGAUGUUAAGGCCCUGUUGGAGACCCAGCAAGAGCUGCGUAACCAUGUACCCAACUUCACCUUCAACCUGGGCUAUUCAGGGAAGUUCUUCCAUGCAGGGUCAGAUGAGGAGGACCUGGGGGAUGACCUGCUCCUCUCCUACGUCAAGGAGUUCUGGUGGUUCCCCCACAUGUGGAGCCACAUGCAGCCCCACCUCUUCCACAACCAGUCAGUGCUAGCUGAACAGAUGCUGCUCAACAAGAGGUUCGCUAUGGAGCACGGUAUCCCCACUAACAUGGGCUAUGCGGUGGCACCCCACCACUCUGGGGUGUACCCGGUCCACCUGCAGCUGUACGAUGCCUGGAAGAAGGUGUGGGGCAUAAGGGUGACCAGCACGGAGGAGUACCCCCACCUCAAACCUGCCCGCUUCAGACGAGGAUUCAUACACAGCGGUAUCAGCGUCUUGCCCAGGCAGACAUGUGGCCUGUUCACGCACACCAUCUUCUAUAAGGAGUACCCAGGCAGUCCCAACGAACUGGACAAACUCAUUAACGGAGGAGAGCUGUUCCUCACUGUUCUACUCAACCCUAUCAGUAUCUUCAUGACCCACCUGUCUAACUACGGUAACGACCGGCUGGGCCUGUACACCUUUAAGAGCCUGGUGGCCUUCCUGCAAACCUGGACCAACCUGCGGCUGCAGACCCUGCCUCCCAUCCAGCUGGCCCAGAGAUACUUCAGCCUCUUCCCUAACGAGAGAGACCCACUCUGGCAGGAUCCCUGCGAGGACAAAAGGCACAAGGACAUCUGGUCAAAGGAGAAGACAUGCGACCGUUUCCCCAAGCUGCUUGUCAUUGGGCCUCAGAAGACAGGUUCUACAGCCCUCUAUCUGUUCCUGGGCAUGCACCCUGACCUGACCAGUAACUACCCCAACAAGGAGACCUUUGAGGAGAUCCAGUUCUUCAACGGACACAACUACCACAGAGGCAUCGACUGGUACAUGGAGUACUUCCCCCUACCCUCCAACACCAGCUCAGACUACUACUUUGAGAAAAGUGCCAACUAUUUUGACUCUGAGGUGGCAGCGGAGCGGGCGGCUGCCCUCUUGCCUAAAUCCAAGAUCAUCACCAUCCUCAUCAACCCAGCUGACCGCGCUUACUCCUGGUACCAGCACCAGCGCGCUCAUGACGACCCAGUGGCUCUGAAAUACUCCUUCCAUGAUGUCAUCGUGGCUACCCAUGAUGCCCCAGUGAGAUUGCGUGUGCUCCAGAACCGUUGCUUGGUUCCGGGCUGGUACGCCAUCCACCUGGAGAGAUGGCUCAACCACUACCACUCCAGUCAGGUCCUGGUUCUGGAUGGGCAGCAGCUGAAGACUGAGCCGGCCUCAGUCAUGGACAGGAUCCAGAGGUUUUUAGGCCUGGUCAACACGGUCAACUACCACAGGAUCCUAGCGUUUGACCCCAACAAAGGCUUCUGGUGUCAGCUGCUGGAGGGAGGGAAGACCAAGUGUCUGGGGAAGAGCAAGGGGCGGAGGUACCCUGACAUGGACCCAGAGUCCCAGUUGUUCCUCAGGGAGCACUACAGGGAUCAAAACAUAGCAUUAUCUAAGCUGCUGUACAGGAUGGGCCAGCCCCUGCCCAGCUGGCUCCGAGAGGAACUGGUCCAUACCAGGUAGCAGGGGGAGGGGGACAGCUCAGCGGACUGUACCACAGCUUAACCACCCCCCAUAUGGAGGAGUAUUAUAUGAAUCCCCUGGAGGAUCCAUAGGAGGGUAAGAAAGGGGUGUGUUCUGAUGAAGGCCUCUCCUUCUGUAUGUGCUCUUCAUAAGAGGGAAGAACAGGGAGGAAGGGAGAGCAGGGAUGGUGACCUGUGGUCGAUGAGUCUACAAUGGCUCAUAACCUAGGCCCUAAGUGCACUCCUCUCUCUCCCUAAAUUGUACCUCCCCAUGAAAUACCACCACCCUUACUUGGUACAUUCUAUGAAGAGACUACCCACAAGACUGUGCCACCUCUUACAGAGGUGGAGGGGUGUGAAGGUACCGGUACAGAUAGGAUGGGAUGGAGAGGAGGGUGUGGUCAACCCUCAUCCCCUCUUUCUUUGACUAUCCCUUGCGUUCCUCACAUGGACUUGGACCUUACACUUGAGAGGAACUGGAGGAUGAAGAGGAAGAGUGAGACUUGCCUAGCCUGCACAGUACCAGUCAUUUAAGGCUGGGUGAGGUGAAAAAAGGGCAGAUAUUACACUAGAGCAGAGAUCAAUUAGUACUUGAAUCAAUUAAAGAACGAAUGCCAUUAGUUGAAAAUGCCUGUGGUUUCUAUCUAAAAACCAUAGGGGGGUGGUAUGAUGUAUAUUGACUCAGGCUACAGGUGUGAUGUGGUCUUAUUCACUAGGCCUUUAGACACUGGACAUGAACACAUUUACCAGUGCCCUGACAGUCUUCACCACUACAUUACCUGGCCUAUUGACAGUUCUUAUUUUUUAAGAUUGGGAUUUGGAGACAUGUUAUUGUAAAAGGUGACCAGAAACACAUUUUGCUUCGUUUCUGUUUCAGAUGAGUUUGCAUACACAGCACAGGAAGUGUCAGGCAGACAGCCAGGCUGCUCACAUUGAAAGCACAAUAUGCAAAGUAUUGGUACAUCUCAUAAAUAGACUUUACAGAUACACACAUAUUCUAAUUUAUCAGGUUGUCUGAAAGCACAGUCAUUCUAAUUAACAGCUUGUCUGAAAGCACAGUCAUUCUAGUUUAAUAGGUUGUCUGAAAGCACCGUCAUUCUAGUUUAAUAGGUUGUCUGAAAGCGCAGUCAUUCUAAUUAACAGCUUGUCUGAAAGCACAGUCAUUCUAGUUUAACAGCUUGUCUGAAAGCGCAGUCAUUCUAAUUAACAGCUUGUCUGAAGGCACAGUCAUUCUAGUUUAAUAGGUUGUCUGAAAGUGCAGUCAUUCUAAUUAACAGCUUGUCUGAAAGCACAGUCAUUCUAGUUUAAUAGGUUGUCUGAAAGCACAGUCAUUCUAGUUUAACAGCUUGUCUGAAAGCGCAGUCAUUCUAAUUAACAGCUUGUCUGAAAGCACAGUCAUUCUAGUUUAACAGCUUGUCUGAAAGCACAGUCAUUCUAGUUUAAUAGGUUGUCUGAAAGCACAGUCAUUCUAGUUUAACAGCUUGUCUGAAAGCUCAGUCUUAACACAGAUAUUACAGUAUGUGAAGUCGGUCCCACGUUAAACAAAGUACAACUUAUGAAGGCUUCAUAUAGCAUACAUAAAGGCUUCAUAGGCACUACAAAAAUGCUUCACAAAUCAUCUAUAAUCAUAUUUCAUACUCUAAAUGGUGUAUAAAAGGUGACUACACUUCCCACUGUAGGAUGAAUUGCCAAAUGUGACAUAACACACUGUAUGCUUAUACACCAUUCAUAGUGUCAUACGCUAAUUUUGAAGCAUUUAUGUAGUGAUUAUAAAGCCUUAAUGUAUGCUCUUUCAAGUGUUUAUAAGUUGUACUUUGUUUAAAGUGGGAACGUGAAGUCUGACAUAAGCUAAGUUUAAAUGCACUCAAGUCCAUCAGUCAUCUGCAGUGUGAGGAUUAUUUUUAAUAAAUCCUUAUUUUGAAUGUUCCAUUUCAUUUGUUUUAGCAGUUGUUCAUAGUAUUUCUGAGUUGCAUCAGGGAGAAUCUAAAUCAUGAACAUCUGACAUAGUCAGUAUGGCCCAAGUUAUAGUAGUAGUUGUAACUCAGACAUUAGUCACAUGGUACUACCACUGCAAGCAUACAUAACAAAAAGCUGCUCUUACCGCAAUACUUUUGUACAACGUUGUUCAGACGUAAUAACAACGCACAUGCUGUUUGUUUGUUUCUUUCCUGACUCUAAUCUAAUGUUAUAGACAUCAAUUAUUGAAUGCGAUUGAGGUGAAACUCUUUCAGCCCCCUCUCAUAAUGCAACGAAAGAGGUAUUCAGUGGGACAGAAUCAUCCAGGUAGUAUUGAAUUGUCACUACUAUGGAUCUUAAUAUAGUGCCAUCUGCUGAAGUCCCGACAGAUCUCUUUCAUCCUCUGUUCAUACGAAUGUUCCUCCCCUCAACUACCCCCACACUGCCAAUUGUUGUACAGAGCUCCUUGAUUUCUUUAUUUAAAGUAUUAUUGACAUGAUAAUAACACAAUAACAGCAAUGAUGGUACUAAUCUCCCCGGACUGUACGAUAGACUUGUAAUUGUUGUCAAUCAUUUUUACAGUGUAACUAAUAUUGUCAGUGCUUUUUAAUUAGCAAAUAAAACCACUUGAUUUUUUAUA